Molecule: messenger RNA, 561 nt
Organism: Parnassius apollo (apollo)
Lineage: Eukaryota; Metazoa; Arthropoda; Insecta; Lepidoptera; Papilionidae
Source: the annotation of a GenBank genome assembly
AUGGAGGAAAACGUUUCAGAGAUCAAUCAUAUCAAGGACAAGCUUACCAUAACAUGCGUUGAUUUUGAUCGCAUCCACUAUGAAAUCUUACUUAAGGAGCAGUGGUCUCGGCUGAACAAUAUCGAGAUCAAGGGUGUGCCUAUUAAAACCGGUGAGAACCUAUUUCAGACUCAUGAAGCUCUCUGCAAAGCCAUCGGUUUCGACGUCCCCAAAUUCCAAAUAGAUUAUAUCGCCCGAGUUCCCUCGCAUAACUUGAAAGGUAAAUUGAUAAUUGUUCGAUAUAUAAAUCGAUACACAAAAGAAGAUUUCAUUGCAACCGCUCGCGCUAAGAAGGAAUUAUAUGCUAAGGACAUAGGAUUCGCAGGAAGCAAGAACCGCAUCUUUGUAAAUGACCACCUAACACCACACUUUAAAUCAUUGCUGACAAAGGUGAAGGCCCUCGCUAAGGUGAAAAACUACAGCUAUGUGUGGGUGAAGUUCGGCAAAAUUCAUGUGCGCAAAAACGAUACCAGUCAUACUUUUAUUGUACAAAAAGAAAGUGAUUUAAACAAAAUUGCCUAA